Acanthosepion pharaonis is the source of this 1707-nucleotide messenger RNA. Lineage: Eukaryota; Metazoa; Mollusca; Cephalopoda; Sepiida; Sepiidae. The record is from the annotation of a GenBank genome assembly.
AUGCCUUAUAUCCUGACCGAUGAGAAAGGUAAUCAAUGGACAGAUCGCAGUCGGACUCAGGACAUGACCCACUGGAAUAGUACGAUCGACAUUCGACCACCAGCAAGAGAACAGAACAAGGCUGUUGUGGAUUUGUUUUUGCAUCAGAAUUGGGAAGGCGGUGUUAUGGUAAUGCCAGCCAAUACUGAAGACAAUUACGAAUGUCAUGAUCUCGCAAACCAGAUGAUAUACGCCGGAAAAUUUAUUGUCAAAUAUGUGAUCAACACUGACCCUGAGAAAAUGACCAAACGAAUCGCUUCUGUAAUUCGGAACGCCUUGUAUAUGACUCAAACUCUUCAUAUUAUCUGCAGUCCGCGAGAAAGUAAACAUAAUCUCAGUACAGUUUUUCUCUCGGAGGUAGUUGUUGAAGACGGAAAAACAGGUUGGAUAGCUUUCAACGACACUGGACAGCGUAAAAAUUAUACACUCUAUCUAUACCAGCAUGGUCAAGAUAAUUCACCGAUUGCUGAAUGGAAACCAGAUGGCGCCACGUUCGCCGACAGACUCAAGUUUAUACGGAAAAAUGACAGUUCUUCAAUUAUAUCUGAGGGCAUAUUUGAGGACAAACUUAGAAUAAUGGUCGUUGAAGUACGUUCUUCUUCUUCUUCUUCUUCUUUUUCUACUACUACUACUUCUUCUUCUUCUUCUUCUUCUUCUUCUUCUUCUUCUUUUUUGGUCAAUUCUCCGUUGCGUCUUUCUUUCCUUUUUCUUCUUUUACUCUGGCUUAUAUUCCGUCACUUAGUUCUUACCUUUCUUCUCCUUCUUUGUCUUAAAGCUUCGACAUUUCCUUCUUUCCUUUCUUCUCCUUCUUCUUUGGCUUACUCUCCCUCACUUCCUUCUUUCUUUUCUUCUUCUUCUCUCAUUCACUUCCCUUCUCUUUUUUCUUCUUCCUUUUCUUUUUUUCCUUUCUUCGUUAGCUUACUCUCCCUCCUUCCUUCUUUCUUAUCUUCCCUCACUUCCUUCUUUCCUUUCUUUUCCUUCUUCUUUUGGCUUCCUUCUUUCCCUUCUUCUUCCUUUCUUUUCUUUUCUUCUUCUUCUUCGUUGGCUCUCCCUCAAUUCCUUCCUUCUUCUUCUUCGUUCUUUCCUUUCUUCUUCUUCUUCGUUGGCUUACUCUCCCUCACUUCCUUCUUUCUUUUCUUCUUCUUCCUUACUCUCCAUAACUUUCUUCUUUCCUUUCUUCUUUUUCUUUCACUUACUCUCCGUCACUUUUUUCUUUCCAUUUCUUCUUCUUCUUCUUCUUCUUCUUCUUCUUCUUCUUCUUCUUCUUCUUCGUCACUGCCUUCUUUCCAUUCUGUUCUGAUUAUUCUGUUUAUUCACUUCCACCCUUUCCUUUUUCUUCUGUCUCAUCUACCUUCUAUUUAUUUCCCUCGUCUGUUUAUUUUUUUUUUUCUCAUCCAUUCUUCUUCUUCUUCUUCUUCUUCUUCCAGAUUCUUCUUCUUCUUCUUCUUCUUCUUCUUCUUCUUCCAGAUUCUUCUUCUUCUUCUUCUUCCAGAUUCUUCUUCCAGAUUCUUCUUCUUCUUCUUCUUCUUCUUCUUCCAGAUUCUUCUUCCAGAUUCUUCUUCUUCUUCUUCCAGAUUCUUCUUCUUCUUCUUCUUCCAGAUUCUUCUGUUUUUUCGCUUCCACCCUUUUUUUUUUUUAAAUGUAUUACUCUGUAACUCUCUACCUUGA